UUUGAAAGAUUUUUUGAAUGAUUAUCAGUUACAUAAUCACAUUUGUUCAGUUCCAUCUAAUUGUUCCUUAAAAAAUAAUCCCAUCUUCUACAGUUUUGCAAUGCUUUUACAAAUACCUUCAAAAUAUUAUGAUAACUGUCAAGCAGUUUUUAAAGACAUCAAGGCUAACAAUUUUCAACAUUGCAUACAAUUCUGAAGAAAAGCAGUAGAAUUUUUACAGAGCAAAACAAAUCAUUGAAGAUAGGCUACAAGAAUUAUUAAAUUCUAUUCAUAAUUUUGUGAUAGUUUUCAACUGCGUGGACCGCGGCGUACCAAAAUCCCAUUUAUUGUAAAAGAUAUUCUUGAAAACAUUCAAAAAUUGUAUAAAAUCAAAUUUUAUAUACAUUUUUUCAAUGUGUGGCCAAGUCACAUAGAUUGUUCAGUGUGAUGUAUGACCAUGCCAUUUCAUCUCAAUAGACAGUUGCACCCAUAUCAACUCUGAGAAAAAAAGGCGCAAUUUUCAUAAAAAAAGAAAUUUUAUUUCACAACAGAUCCGACCCACACCAUUAGUUUUCCAAGCAUUUCCGUCAAUGAAGACGUGAGAUUGUCCAUUAAAUAAAAAAAUAACGUAAAUUAAAGCCUUCUAAUGAGUCCGCAAGAGAGAACAAAUGAUGAAUCCAUUGACGAUGAUGCCGAACUGUUAGCCCUGGAAAAGAUACUUUGCGAGGCAGAGGAGCAAGAGAAAACAAAAACACCCGCAUGCAAAGAUAAUGCCAAGACAAAGCCGAAAGAAAAUAUUGAUGAUGAUGCAGAGCUGUUGGCCCUGGAUAAAAUUCUCGCCGAAGCUGAGGAAGAGGCGGACAAUUCUGCCGUAAAAGAAAAGUCCAAAACAGCGGCGGUACCACGUUUGAAGGAAGAUAGUACUUUUGCAGAUGCAUUUAGCUAUGAAGUCGAUACAAAAUUGGCCAAGAAGGCAGCAAAGGAGGCUGAGAGCCGCAUGGAAGAGGUAGACUCAUCCGAUGACGAAGAGGUUCGUAACUUCUUGGAGAGGAAAUACAAUGAGUAUGGUUCCGAUGUUAAUAAAAAGUUGAAACAACAAAAUGAUGCCAGAAAAGAGGCUAGAGUUGAGAAAGAGGUCGAUGCCAUGAUCAAAGAGAAGGAGUCUGGUAUACCCAAAUCGUCGCUGAAUAUACAUAUCAAAAAUCAACAUAAUCCCGUCAAGAGACAAUCUCUUAUAACGAAUUCUUUCAAGGCUAAAGUUUCAAACGAAGAAACUACUGCAGCCGGAAAAGGAAAAUCUCUUAAUGAACAGGCCUUCUUGUCCAGCGGCAGUUCACAGUGUUCAGUGUAUAUGGAUCCUGUCUUUGGGUUACGUAUUAUCAACCCGCUGAUUUCGAGUUCGUUGCUUAAGGAAAGAAUGGCCGGACGACAACCGGUAGCUUUUGCCACCAUUGCCCGUCACAUACAGACGGGAGAUUUAACAAAAGAUUGGGUAAUUGGAGGUGUGCUGACCCACAAGGGGCCAACGCAGAAGACUAAAAAAGAUAAACCCUUUUGUAUAUGGCGUUUGUCUGAUUUGAGAGGCGAAAUUAAAACCGUGUCAUUGUUCUUAUUUGGCAGUGCCUACAAAGAUUUGUGGAAGACCGCACAGGGUACUUGCCUGGCAGUAUUGAAUCCGACUGUCUUUGAAAAACGUAGCGAGAAUACCGAUGUGGCUUGCCUUUCCAUUGAUACUGCAGCUAAGGUCAUGAUUUUGGGACAAUCCAAAGAUUUGGGUGCAUGUAAGGCGGUGAAACGAAAUGGGGAAAUUUGUAAUGCCCUGGUCAAUUUGAGUGAAUGUGACACAUGCGUGUUCCAUGUAAAACAAGAAUUCUCCAAAAUGUCGAAACGUUCUGAGUUACAGUCCGCCAAUGCUGGUCGUGGUCUACAGGAUUUGCGAAACAAGGUUUUGGGAAAAUCGGAAGUAUUCUAUGGAGGGCAAUCUUAUACAGCAGUUCCGGCAAAGAAAAGUGCCAAGUUGUCGUCGAAAGAUAACCAAAGGUUGAGUAAUUUAUCAGAAUAUGCCAUAUCACCGUUUGCGGGCAGUGUGAAUCACGAAUCAAAACCGAAGACGGGUGUAACCACCAUACCCUAUGCAGCCCGAGAAGGUCCGGUGUCAAAAAUAGCAUGUAAUGUUGAGGCAGGUCGUAAGCAGCGUCUUAAAGAUUUGGAGCGAUUACAGAUUCUGCAGGCAGAAUCGGCCAAAACCGGGGCAUCAUCACCAUCCAGCCCAGCAGCGCCUAGUACCCCACAAUCGGUGAAAAGUAGAGAUUCAAUUUUCAGCAAACAACAAACCUCCACACCCGCAGCCGGAAAGCAAACAUCACCCACAACCUCGUCGUCAUCGCUAUCAUCAUCCUUUUCAAGUGCGUCAGAUAAAUUUAAAAAUCGUGAAUUUUCCUUUACCACCAAAUCUCCCACCUUAUCGAAGGAUAAUUUUUCGUUGGAGGUAAACAUUGGCGAAAGACGUGCCUCACUGGCUAAACAAAAAGCUUUAGAGAUUCUCAAAAAGAAACCCAUUCAAAAAAUUGAUCCCAAUUCCACGCGUGGCACCAGGGAGGGCAAACGUCGGGCCAUCGAUGAUCUCAAUGAAAAGUUCAUGAGCAAUGAUGCCAAGAAACAGAAGCUGGACGAGGAGGAGCGGGAAAAGGAACGUAAAAGUCGCAUACAACGCAUUAUGGAUGCCACAUCGUCACACACCAAUCUCAUCGAUAUGCGUGAACGAGAGGAGCAGGAGAAGUAUUUCAGUAAAUUGGAGAAAAAGGAAGCUUUGGAGGAGAAAAUGUUAUCGACCUAUAAAAUGGCCUGCAAGGCCGUUAUAUGUAAAACAUGCAAAUACACGGCCUUCUCGGCAGCCGAACGCUGUAAACAGGAACGACAUCCGCUGAAAGUUGUCGAUGCGGAGAAACGUUUCUUCCAAUGUAAAGAUUGUGGUAAUCGUACUGUGUCCGUCUUUAGACUGCCCAAGACCUGCUGUUCCAAUUGCAACGGUUCACGUUGGGAACGUUGUGCAAUGAUACGCGAACGUAAAGUGGCCACUGGUGCUCAAGAGUUGUCGGUGCGCGGCGAUGAGGAAAUGUUUAUUGGCAGUAUUUCGGGCAAGGCAAAUUUAAAUCUUGCCGUUCCAGACGAUUAGGUAAUUUCAAUGGUUUCAUAUUUUCUUUGUUUAGUUGAUUAUUUAGAAGUAAGAAUGUAUUAGUUAAAUAUUAAGCAGAUAUUUUAGACACUCGUUUAUUAUUGUUUUAAGAUUUUGUAUCGAAUAAAGAAAAGAGAGAACAAAGAUGACAAUAAAAUAUUAUGUGGACCAAUUCAAAUUGUACAAAAAAAUAAAUGAUUCUAAAAACUAUUUGAAAA
Messenger RNA from Musca domestica (house fly), 3372 nucleotides. RefSeq names its product protein MCM10 homolog (gene Mcm10). The record is from RefSeq and is a predicted model, not a curated record. Gene Ontology annotation, cellular component: replication fork protection complex; nucleus. Gene Ontology annotation, biological process: DNA replication; DNA replication initiation. The transcript has a single exon. The coding region runs from base 626 to 3154 and encodes 842 amino acids. Gene Ontology annotation, molecular function: single-stranded DNA binding; DNA replication origin binding. NCBI's taxonomy places the organism in Eukaryota, Metazoa, Arthropoda, Insecta, Diptera, Muscidae.